AAACCUGUGGUCCUAACAGAUACAAAGCUGUGUGAUUCAGCCUUGAAAUGGGAUCUGGAUUACCUAGCAGAGAACAUGGGUAGUGAGAAAUACAUGGUGUUUGUAUCAAAAGACAACAAAUUUAAAUAUUACGAUGAGGCGAAGAUUCGACAGUACAGCAGUAACUUCAUCCCACCUACCCGGAGAGUCGACAUGUCUUUCCCUGAAUUUGUAAUAUAUCUUCAGCAGGGUCUGAAUAAUACUGUUGGCCAAGCUAUUGUAAUGGACUUCCUGCAGUUCAACUGGGAAUGGCUUAACGUCCUGCAGAAGAAAAAUAAUUGGGGACCCCUUACCUCUAACCUAUUAUUAGUGGGCAUGGAAAGUAACAUUACACCAGUUCAUUAUGAUGAACAACAGAACUUCUUUUGCCAGUUGGUUGGCUACAAAAGGUGUAUUUUAUUUGCUCCUGAGUACUAUGAUCGACUCUAUCCAUAUCCUGUGUAUCAUCCCCAUGACCGCCAGUCUCAGGUAGAUUUUGAAAACCCAGACUUUGAAAGAUUCCCAGGAAUGGCCCACCUGGAAGGAGUCGAAACCGUCUUAGGUCCAGGUGAAGUUCUUCAUAUUCCUAUGUAUUGGUGGCACCAGAUAGAGAGCCUCCCAAAUCGUGGCCAUACUGUCUCUGUCAAUUUCUGGUAUAAGGGAGGUCCAACAGAGAGGGUUGAACAUCCCCUGAAGCCUCAGCAGAAACUGGCUGUGAUGCGCAAUAUAGAGAAGAUGUUACUGGAAGCCCUAAAGGAUCCUGCAGAAGUGGGACCCCUCCUGCGAGCCCUUGUAAUUGGGAGAUAUACUGGCCAGGUGGCAGAAGGGCAGGAAGGGAAUCUGUGAUUGGGACUGGCCAGGUCAUGUUUUAUAUUUAGGAUGUAUCUUGGUACCUGUAACAAGCACGUGGAGUUCCUAAUACUGGAAGAGAUAAUAACAUCAGAGUUCAUGGCAAGAGGGGAAGUGGCCCAGAUGCCUAUUGUGUUCAGUGCACAUGUAAUGCUGUCUGUGAUGUUUCCAGAGAAAUGUGCUUUAAAAUCAUUUAUGUCUUGUGGAAUCGUAAGAUGCAGUUUUCAUUUUCAUCUGUUUUGUUUCCUUAUGUAAAUGUCUUUAUUUGCAUGGGUUUCUUCAUUAUAGUGAGGUAAAAGGUAUAUUAAAUGUAAGCAAUCAUAA
Messenger RNA from Penaeus monodon (black tiger shrimp), 1191 nucleotides. RefSeq names its product hypoxia-inducible factor 1-alpha inhibitor-like. Gene Ontology annotation, molecular function: [protein]-asparagine 3-dioxygenase activity; peptidyl-histidine dioxygenase activity; ankyrin repeat binding. Lineage: Eukaryota; Metazoa; Arthropoda; Malacostraca; Decapoda; Penaeidae. Gene Ontology annotation, cellular component: cytoplasm; nucleus. Gene Ontology annotation, biological process: negative regulation of Notch signaling pathway; peptidyl-aspartic acid hydroxylation. The record is from RefSeq and is a predicted model, not a curated record.